AUGGCCUGCCUGGUAGUCAAGGCGCCAGUCACUACCGAACCGGACCUUCUUCUACGGUUCCCGACGCUGCAACGGCUGCUGCGAGUCACUGCGUGGUGUCGUCGAUGGCUCAACCCGGUGAGACGUGACGCCAGACUUGGCCGUCCAUUGCAUCCUGACGAGCUGGACUCCGCGUUGUUUCGAUGGCUGCGAGUGGUGCAGGCGCUCCACUUUCCGACGGACGUAGCCGCGGCCUCUGCUGGACGCCCUACUCCACCGCGAAGCCACCUGGUGAAGUUGAGUCCGUUCCUCAACGAUCAAGGCGUACUGCGCGUCAGAGGACGUCUCAAAAACUCUCAACUUCCGCUCGACGAGAAACAUCCGAUGAUCAUCCCGGCGGCAUCCUGGCUGACUCGGCUGGUGAUCGAUUCCUGCAAUCGACGGACACUGCACGGGGGUGUGCAGCUGACACUCGGCCUGCUCCGCCUGCGCUUCUGGGUACCUCGAGGAAGAACCGCCGUCAAGCAGCAGCUACAUCGAUGCGUUACCUGCACUCGAUGGCGUGCUGCCACGCCACAGCCUCAGAUGGGUAACCUUCCUCGGGACCGAGUAACGCCAACCCGACCGUUCCUCAGCACCGGCGUGGAUUAUGCAGGACCCAUCCUCCUUCGGACCAGCAAGGGACGUGGACACCGUGCGCACAAAGGGUACAUCGCAGUCUUCGUCUGUUUCUGGUCGAAGGCCACUCACUUGGAAGUCGUCUCCGACUACACCUCAGAAGCUUUCAUCGCCGCUCUGCACCGCUUCGUCUCCCGCAGGGGCCUCUGUGCUGAGAUCUACAGCGACUGCGCGACAGCCGAAGGUCAUCGUAUCUUCCUUGCCGCCACCGCUCAAGGAAUCCGCUGGCACUUCAACCCGCCAGCGGUCCCGCACUUUGGUGGUCUUUGGGAGACUGCAGUGAAGUCGACCAAGUUCCACCUCCGUCGGGUGAUCGGCGAGACCACCCUCACGUUCGAGGAGCUGAGCACACUCCUCGCCCAGAUCGAAGCUUGUCUUAAUUCUCGUCCAUUGCAGACACUCUCAGAUGACCCAGAGGACGUCUCGGCGUUGACUCCCGGUCACUUCCUCGUCGGGGCGCCGCUACUCGCUGUGCCGGAACCGUCAUUGACAGGGCAGACGGUAUCCACCUUGUCACGCUGGCGUCAUUUGCAGCAGAUGAGGGAUCACUUCUGGCAGCGCUGGUCAUCCGAAUAUUUGCACGGACUAGCCUCGCGCACCAAAUGGCUCAAGGACGAAGCUGCACCCCACGUCGGCGAUCUCUGUCUCGUGCGCUCCGAGCUCACCCCACCGAGCCGAUGGCCACUGGCUCGCAUAUCGCGACUGCACCCCGGGGACGAUGGGAUUGUACGCGUGGUGUCAAUCCGAACGGCCACGUCCGAGCUUGUGCGCCCACUCGUCAAGCUUGUUUUCCUCCCGGGCGUGAACGACGCACCUACACCGCACGGUGACACUUCGUAA
Messenger RNA from Nylanderia fulva, 1497 nucleotides. NCBI's taxonomy places the organism in Eukaryota, Metazoa, Arthropoda, Insecta, Hymenoptera, Formicidae. The record is from RefSeq and is a predicted model, not a curated record.